Daucus carota subsp. sativus is the source of this 4267-nucleotide messenger RNA. RefSeq lists its product as uncharacterized. Lineage: Eukaryota; Viridiplantae; Streptophyta; Magnoliopsida; Apiales; Apiaceae. The transcript is spliced from 8 exons. The record is from RefSeq and is a predicted model, not a curated record. Bases 275 to 3661 code for a protein of 1128 amino acids.
AGGUUGCAUUAUUCUUCCAUUUUUGACUUUCCCCACUGGAGAGUGUAUCAUUACCAAAUUGUCGUUAACAUUACCUCCAGUCCUCCGCAAUACGCCCAUAUGAAGUCCAUAUGAAGACAGUGAAUUAUUAUAUUUUCCCUCCAAAUAGAAAAUCAUCAUGAUCCGUACAGUUUCCCCCAAUCAAUAAGCCCUAGACCCACACAUUCUUUCCAGUGUGAUAUUUGAGUUGUAAAUACUACCUCUUUUGUCUAGUUUUGCUGCUAAUUAGGUUACUAUGUGUUCACGAGGCGACGAUGAAGAUGACGAUGAUGAGAUCCAAGAGAACAAGAAAAAUUUGAAUCCUCAAAUUGAUAAUGCGGAGACUGAAUUUAUGGAUACUCAACCUUCUCCGUUACUGCUUCAAGGAUAUGAAUCGUAUGAUGAUGCGGUUACUUUAGAAGAUGCUGAGACUCAAGGGGUAUGCCUUGCUGGUGAGACUCAAGCAUUGUGUUAUGAUGGUGAAACUGAAGCAGUUGAUGAUGUGGAUUGUGCAGAAGAUUUGUGCACCCAAUUGUUUGAUGACCAUGAUACAGAAGUCGUGGUUGAUGUUGACGAUGAAGGAGCCAAGAGAAACGGAGUUUUAGAUGACACUGAGGCGUUGUCUGAUGUUGACUGUGUGGAAAGAGUUGACAAUCAUACAGUGGUUCAAGACAUAAUGCUGCAAACCUGUCUGCAGAAACAGGAUGAUGGUGAUUUUAAAGAGGUUGAGAACACUGAAGAGUGUGAUACAGCUCCAGUCCUCGAAGGAUUUACAUCACUACGUGUAGCAUCUAUUAGGUCUUCUGGUUUGGCUGCUCGCAACAUGUCUUUGAGACGAACUAAUAACACUUCAUAUUACAGUAUGAGUAGCAGUCAACAUGAAGUAGAGAGUAGCGGGCCAAGCGUUAUUGACAGUUCAUUAAAAGUUUUGGGGCUAAUUGAUCAAAGGCAUAGUCUGGAGGAGCUUGAUGAUAAAAUAAAAGGAUCUAGUAGUGAAAACAAGUGCAGGGUUGGCAAGUCAGCAGUUAGGAAAUUACUAUAUGAAGAUAUGUCUCAUGAGGAAGGGCUUGAUAUAAAUACUAAUAACACUGAUAAAGAAGAAAACUUCCCCCCAGUCUGCAAUUCUGAUAUGGAGUUGGCAGGCCUGAGCUAUGUAGAUUCUCAAGAGCCCGGAGAGGCUUCACAAACUAUUGCUCUUGACUUUGUGGACCAAUUUCUGAAAGUUAAUGUUACAGAAUUAGAUCAAGAAGCUGAAAUUAUACGGUCAACUGGGGGGAAAUUAAAGCCUCUCCCAGGUGCUAGAGGAACCCAAUUUCUGGCUAAACGUGCUAAUCGCAUUGGUUCAGCAUCUGGUGGGACAUUUGACUGGGAUGAUUAUCAAGAGGAUGGAGGGGGUCAGUUUUUAAGAAAAGAGAAAGGAGCAUUUUCAAAUGAUGGACGCAGAGCUCAUCAAUCCCUUCCCAAAUCUCAGGAUCUAAAGCAUCUGAAUCCAAAUAAUUGUUGGUCAGUCAAAGAAAACGGUGAGAAGGGAGAGCAACAUGACCUAUGUAACAGUGUAGCUGGCUUAUUUGACUCCGAUUCAAAGUUACUUUUGCACAAAACAAAAAAGAUUGAUGAAUCAAUGAAGGUGGCAGGAAAGUUCAUUGGACAAAAUCUAAUUAAAAAGUUGAAUGAUGCCAGAGAUGGAAUGGUUGAAACAGGUACUCAAAAAGAUAAUCCAGACAUGCUGGACAUAGGAGUUGAUACUCAACUGGCUGCUGACGCAAUGGAAGCCUUGUGCAAUGGGGUAGGUUUGAAUGACGAAGAAAACAAUGUUACUAAUCAGGGUGCUGAGAUCCAUUUUCUUAGUAAUGAAAAAGGAAAUUUUUUAAGAACAUUAGUGUCAGAUAGAGAUUUUGUUCAAAAAAGAGCAUCACGCUCUCCAGGAUCUGCACUCACUACAAGGCAAACGAAUCAAACUAAAAGGUAUGGUACUGGAUUGACUAAAGGGUUCUCCAUUUUAUCAGAACAGCAGUCCAGAAAAGCUAGGAAGCAGUGUGACGAGACUGAAGAUAUGUGCAACUUACACUGUGAACUUGUUGAGAAAAGUAUGAAUGAAAAAGAGUUGGAAAGAGGUGUUAUUGGUGAAAAUGAAAGAUGUGUUGUUUCUGCACCAAGUGGUAAGAAAACAGUGAAAAAAGGGUGUGUGCAGGAGCAGCUUAAUACCUAUUUACCCAUUGCUUGUCGUACUAGGCAGAAGGCAUCAACUCAAACACAGAGGGAUACCAAAACAUCCACCAUCUUAGUAAAGGGGAUAGAUAAUUUAAGUGCCCCUAUUGCUCCUAAAAGGAAAAGGAGCAGGGCUGCAAUAAACACACUUGCCCGAAAAAACUGUACUGAAUUUAAAUUCAUCCAACCUGCACACCCUAAGAAAACAAAAGUAACACAUACUGAGCCAUCAGAUUUAAAGAUAUGUGGUACUGGUACAAUCCAAAAGGGUAAUGUUCAUCCAAAGCCGUCCAAGGAGGAGAUAAACGGGAUGUCAAAUUCAAAAAUAAAGUUCACACAGAUGAAAUCAGGCAUAAAGAGGAAAAUACUGGCAUCUGGGCAGUCGCAAAAAGAAUUGGUGGAGGAUACUACUGUGGACCAUAGUCCUAACCACCACAGUGCCAUUGGAACAUCAGAAGAUUCAGCUGUGAUUAAGGCUCAGACAGCUGAAUAUACUAUUGGAAAGAGUCGCUCAGCUAUUACUGCUGCUGAGGGAGCAAAAUUGAAUCCAUGGUCUAAAGAAUCACUAAAGGACAUAUGUACACCAAAAUCUUCAGCUUAUGUGACCCCUAAUAUAUAUACAAAAUCUGUAAACAAAGCCUCUCCAGUGGGUAAAGAAUAUCACAAACCGUCAUUCAGGAAAAAGCCAUUAAGUUCACCACUAAAGAAAGAAGAUAGCAGAAUAAUUGAAGAUGGGCCAGAAUCUGCAUAUACAUAUAAAGAGUUGCGUAAGAGGAGAGAUAUAACUAAAGUUCAAGUCUUGUUCAGUCAGCACUUGGAUGGAGAUGUAAUUAAGCAGCAGAAGAAGGUUUUGUUCCGGUUGGGAGCUUCUGUAGCAUCGUCAGUUUCAGAUGCUACACACUUCGUAGCUGAUGAAUUUGUGCGCACAAGGAAUAUGUUAGAAGCUAUUGCCUUUGGAAAACCAGUGGUGACACACUUUUGGCUAGAGAGCUGUGGACAGGCUAGUUGUCUCAUUGAUGAGCGAAACUACAUACUGAGAGAUGCUAAAAAGGAGAAAGAGAUUGGCUUCAGUCUGCCAGUUUCACUGGCACGUGCAUGCCAACAUCCACUUUUACAAGGGUGUAGGGUCUUCAUCACGCCCAACACAAAGCCUGGUAAAGAUAUAUUGGCAAGUUUAGUGAAGGCAGUUCAUGGCGUGGCUGUUGAUAGAAUUGGUCGAUCUGCAGCAAAGGAUGAAAUGGUUUCAAGUGAUUGGAUCGUUCUUUCGUGUGAGGAAGAUUAUGCAGAUUGUGUGCCCUUCCUUGAGAAAGGAGCAUCAAUUUACAGUUCCGAGCUACUUCUAAAUGGUAUAGUUAUUCAAAAGCUGGAACAUAAAAGGCAUCAACUCUUUGCUGAGAUAAGAAAAGAUGGCAAUGAAUUUAAUCUGGUGGGUUAAAAGCAAAUGAUAUUGUUUUUUCGGUUUUUCUUGUGUGUGCCCAUGGGCACAUGCUAAGCACUAAAACCUAUAAAUUUGGAGAGUUUUGAUUGGUUUACCCUCCCUAAUAAUGGUGGACCCCCCUGCAGUUACAACAACCACACCAAUCAAAACUCUCCAAAUUCAUGGAUUUUUGUGCUUAGCAUGUGCCCAUGGGCACACACUAGACAAACCCUUGUUUUUUAUCCCACAUAUUUGUUUUUUUUUUCUUCCAAUUCUUCAUCCAGCUUUCUGCACCAUUCUUGGCUCAAACAUACACAUAGGAUACCUGUACGUUGCCUUGCCUUGCUAGAUUUUGGUUUCAGUUCUUAACCAUGAUUAGUCUUUUCAAAGCCUCUAAAUAGGUUAUUUGUUUUCUCACAAAUUACGCACCACCUUUAUGGUGAAAUAAUUUCGUGCUUAAGCUAUGCUUGCACACUUACUCUAGAUACACACAUACCCUAACUUAGCUUUGUAAUAUAAAUAUAUAGAAGUUAUGAUUUGUAAUAUUUGUAGUUGUAGUAGUCGUUGCAGCAAAUCCUAAGGUUUGAUUUAUAGCACCCUUCAAGGUUUUAUCAAUAAACGAUA